Messenger RNA from Carcharodon carcharias (great white shark), 3327 nucleotides. RefSeq names its product chromosome 26 C15orf61 homolog (gene c26h15orf61). Lineage: Eukaryota; Metazoa; Chordata; Chondrichthyes; Lamniformes; Lamnidae. The transcript is spliced from 3 exons. The coding region runs from base 142 to 606 and encodes 154 amino acids. The record is from RefSeq and is a predicted model, not a curated record.
UGGGAGGGAGCGCGCGGUUGCGCGCACGCGCGGAGGGGAUGACGGUGCCAUGGUAACGGGGGCGGCCAAGGCCCCGGGAAGAAGCUGCUGGCGGUUUGUAGGCCUCCCACGUCGGGGAAUGUCGCCACCACCGGGUGAGCCAUGGCUAUGGUAAUGAAGAGGAUUCAUGGUGCCCUACUUAAAAUAAUCUUUUAUUCCUUUGGGUCCAAUAUUGUAAAGCCCAAAGCAUCUGAUGUCCUAACACAACAUUUACUUCAGAGAAAGCUCCCCCAUUGGACAUCGUACUUCGUUAAAUACAGCUCCGUGGAAAAUGACCAGUUUGGACUCUCCCAUUUUAAUUGGAAUGUCAAAGGGAUCAAUUACCACAUUCUCAGGACAGGCUGCUUCCCGUACAUCAAGUACCACUGCUCCAUGGCACCCAGUUGCAACCUGGAACCAGAGAACAGGUUCUUCACUGCACUGAAAGUUAUUAACCUGGGUAUUCCCUGUUUAGCUUAUGGGAUCAGUGCAUGGUUCCUUAUCAGAGUCACUGAGAUUGUUCACACCAGUUCUGGUCCAGUGAACAUCUACUUUCUCUACCAGGAAGAUGAAGGAGCAAUUCACUAAAUAUCAUACUGCCAGCAACUGAUCUUGAGUUCACAAAGGAGGAGACUUAUGAGUUAGUAUGAUAACUGAAAAAUAAAGUAUUUAUCUGUAAGAUUUAAAUAAAAUGUAGCCACCAGAUUUUUAUUUUGUAAAAGUUUAAAGACUACUGUGUCAUUUGUUAGACUCCUUCAGUUUUGUAAGAUAUAUCACUACUGUUGUACAGCAUGACCUUUCAAACAAAAUAUCAUUUAUAUGAUCCUAGAUUGUUUAGGAGAGCAGACCUUCUUUAGGUGAGCAUUUUACUGGAUGUAGAGUUGAAUUCUUUUUCACACCUGGUACUUGUAUUGCAAACUUGUAUUUGAUGCAGAGUGAAAUUCCUUUGUCAAAACAAUAGUCCUUCAAACCAGCCAUCCUUGUGAGUGAGAUUGCUAGUUUUUUGUAAGAAAAGAAAAUGUUGGAAUUGCUCGGCAGGUCAGGCCAGUAUUUGUGGAGAGAGAAAAACAGAGUUAAUGUUUCAAAGGUCAAUGACCUGAAGCUGUUUCUCUCUCCACAGAUGCUGCUUGAUCUUCUCAGUAUUUCCAGCAUUUUCUGUUUUUAUUUCAGAUUUCCAGCAUUCACAGUAUUUUGCUUUUGCCAUUGUUAAAUUUUUGUGAUAAGCUGUAGACAGUUUUAUGUUGGAGGCUGCACACACAGAAAAUUAUCCCUGUAUAAUGCUGUUCACUGGUUCACAUUGUAAGCAAUUCUUUCUCUCAUUAUCAUUAAACUUUACUUUGGUUUGAAAUAUUUCACAUUAAUCCCAAAUUUUCAUAAUCCUAUUCUAUCAGCCAGCAGUAAAGUAAGGUUAACAGUGGGACAUGGGUUCCAUUCCUCCAUUUGCUGGCUUCGUUAAUUUAUUUUUAAAUGUUCUCAUGAUAUACGAGUUGCUAGCAUUUAUUGUCCGUUUCCAAUUGCCCUUGAAGGUGAUGAUGGACCUUCUUGAACCAUUGUAGUUCGUCUGGUUAUGCCACUCCCACAAUGAUGGUAGGCAGAGAGUUCCAGGAUUUUGACCCAGUAACAAUGAAGCUUAAGCCACGCUGAUGAGGAGGUCACUAAGCACAGGGCAGGUUCCUUCUCACUGACAGGCCAGAAAAAGCAGAAGGGAAGUCCCCCCAGUAGUAUGCCUAAGGCGAGCAGAUGCCAAGGAGAUUUGUGACCCAAAGAGAUUGGAAGGGUUUACACAAAUAAGAGGAGUUUAAGUAAACACUAUCUAGGGAUCAGUCUCAGUUGCAAUGCCCACAUAAUUGAACGUGUGACAAGAAUUGCUCUCCAGGCCCACACUGGACUGAGGAAUUGUUUUGCGAGUAUCCCAGCAUAGAAUCAGCAUGUUCAGGAGAACAGGAAGGCAAAAAAUUUAAUUAUUUCAAGAAAAGACCAAUCAUUUCCUUUUUAAAUGAGUAUGAGACUAUUUUGUUUAUCAUAUGGCAGUUUCUUCAGCAUGUUUAUUGUCUAGAGAGAGAAUCUCUGCACAAAUUUCUUGUCUGACCCUUUUUUUUCAAAACUUCUUGAUUUAUGUUCUGCAUCCAUUGUGAAGAGCGUCUUAAUCUUCAUUUAAAUUGACAAAUUACAAUGGAAGUAAAAACUAUGUUGCUACAAAGCACAGGUACUAAAGUAGAUGCUUGACUGUCAUCACUCCAUGGUUAAAUAGCCUGUCAAAUGUCACUAGUUAUCUUCAUAGAUGAAGAAUGACUUCAUAGGCAACAUAUUAAACAACAACCCAAAACUUUUGCCUUUAGUGUAAAAAAGAUGUCCUAGGGCAGGACAAAUAAGGAAUAAAACAGACAUUAAGCCAUAGAAGCAAAGAUUAGGAGGGGAAGUCAAAUAGGUGACAUUUAAGGGAGGUCUUAAAGAAAGAGAUGGGGCAGAGAAGCAGAGGGGUUUGGAAAGGGAAAAAAUUUGACACCCCCAAAAAAAAUCUGCCUGCCUAAAAUCCUGUAAACCUUUUCUCCUGUUUAGUUGAGAAGACAUUUUAGUUAUAAAAACAAAAAACUGCGGAUGCUGGAAAUCCAAAACAAAAACAGAAAUAUCUGGAAAAACUCAGCAGGUCUGGCAGCAUCGGCGGAGAAGAACAAAGUUGACGUUUCGAGUCCUCAUGACCCUUCAACAGAAAGCAUAUCUUCACGUACACUUUUUUUUCCUUUGGGGAAUAGUGGGUAGGUGGUGGAAGGAUUCCCAGGCUAACUAUCAGCCUGUUGAACCACGUCAUGGAUGAUCCUGUGGGCAACAAGUUCUGGCAUAGAACUUGAACCCAGAGCUAAGGAUGCUACAUUGUGCCACAAGACCUCCUGUUUGAGCCCUUAAGUCACUAGGGUUGACAUCUCACAAAUCAUGUGUUGCAAGUCAGAAAAAAAGCACUAAUGAUUAGAAUAUAAAAUGUUGAGUGUAUAUUGAUUCUCAUUCAGGAACAUAUCUGAUGCUGUUAGAUUAACAAACAGAUUUAGAAAAUUGUAAGAAUUCUACUUUGCUUAAGAUGAUUGAAGUUUUACAUGAAUCCUUGUUAUUAAAAAAUACAGAGACGAAUUUGCACAAGCAAGUGGUAUUUGUAUGAGAAAAGCCUCAGUUGCAAUUUCUGCUCUUUUAUUUUAGACCAGUUAAAUUAUACUUUGCAUCAAGGCUAAAGGCUAAUCAGUUUCAGCUUCAUGUUGACUUGAACUGUAUAGUGUAAUUUGGAAUUGAAAACUCCAAUUAAAAUUUGACUGAGAUCAU